Messenger RNA from Bursaphelenchus xylophilus (pine wood nematode), 1777 nucleotides. NCBI's taxonomy places the organism in Eukaryota, Metazoa, Nematoda, Chromadorea, Rhabditida, Aphelenchoididae. The record is from the annotation of a GenBank genome assembly.
AUGGAACUGAGGUCGAGGAGGCAGUUGCGGGAAACUCGGAAGGUACCUCGGUCGAUGGAUGUCCUGAGCUCGGAUGCUCUGUUGAUGGCCCUUCAGAAGAUGGUGGCUCUGUUGAGGGAGGCUUGGAGGAAGGCUUCUCUGACGAUGGAUGCUCUGAGCUCGGAGGCUGUGAUGAUGGCUCCUCUGAGGUUGGAGGCUGAGACGAUGGCUCCUCUGAGGUUGGUGGCUCACUUGAUGGAGGUUCGGAGGAAGGCCCUUCUGACGCUGGAUGCUCUGAGCUUGGAGGCUGAGAUGAUGGCUCCUCUGAGGUUGGAGGCUCAGUUGACGGUUCCUCUGAGGUUGGUGGCUCAGAUGAUGGAGGUUUGGAGGAAGGCCCUUCUGACGCUGGAUGCUCUGAGCUCGGAGGCUGAGACGAUGGCUCCUCUGAGGUUGGUGGCUCACUUGAUGGAGGUUCGGAGGAAGGCCCUUCUGACGCUGGAUGCUCUGAGCUUGGAGGCUGAGAUGAUGGCUCCUCUGAGGUUGGAGGCUCAGUUGACGGUUCCUCUGAGGUUGGUGGCUCAGAUGAUGGAGGUUUGGAGGAAGGCCCUUCUGACGCUGGAUGCUCUGAGCUCGGAGGCUGAGACGAUGGCUCCUCUGAGGUUGGUGGCUCACUUGAUGGAGGCUCGGAGGAAGGCCCUUCUGACGCUGGAUGCUCUGAGCUUGGAGGUUGAGACGAUGGCUCUUCUGAGGUUGGAGGCUCAGUUGACGGUUCCUCUGAGGUUGGUGGCUCACUUGAUGGAGGCUCGGAGGAAGGCCCUUCUGACGCUGGAUGCUCUGAGCUCGGAGGCUGAGACGAUGGCUCCUCUGAGGUUGGUGGCUCAGAUGAUGGAGGUUCGGAGGAAGGCCCUUCUGACGCUGGAUGCUCUGAGCUCGGAGGCUGAGACGAUGGCUCCUCUGAGGUUGGUGGCUCACUUGAUGGAGGUUCGGAGGAAGGCCCUUCUGACGCUGGAUGCUCUGAGCUUGGAGGCUGAGACGAUGGCUCUUCUGAGGUUGGAGGCUCAGUUGACGGUUCCUCUGAGGUUGGUGGCUCAGAUGAUGGAGGUUCGGAGGAAGGCCCUUCUGACGCUGGAUGCUCUGAGCUCGGAGGCUGAGACGAUGGCUCCUCUGAGGUUGGCGGCUCACUUGAUGGGGGCUCGGAGGAAGGCCCUUCUGACGCUGGAUGCUCUGAGCUCGGAGGCUGAGACGAUGGCUCCUCUGAGGUUGGUGGCUCACUUGAUGGAGGCUCGGAGGAAGGCCCUUCUGACGCUGGAUGCUCUGAGCUUGGAGGCUGAGACGAUGGCUCUUCUGAGGUUGGAGGCUCAGUUGACGGUUCCUCUGAGGUUGGUGGCUCAGAUGAUGGAGGUUCGGAGGAAGGCCCUUCUGACGCUGGAUGCUCUGAGCUUGGAGGCUGAGACGAUGGCUCUUCUGAGGUUGGAGGCUCAGUUGACGGUUCCUCUGAGGUUGGUGGCUCAGAUGAUGGAGGUUCGGAGGAAGGCCCUUCUGACGCUGGAUGCUCUGAGCUCGGAGGCUGAGAUGAUGGCUCUUCUGAGGUUGGAGGCUCGGUUGACGGUUCCUCUGAGGUUGGUGGCUCAGAUGAUGGAGGUUCGGAGGAAGGCCCUUCUGACGCUGGAUGCUCUGAGCUCGGAGGCUGAGACGAUGGCUCCUCUGAGGUUGGUGGCUCACUUGAUGGAGGCUCGGAGGAAGGCCCUUCUGACGCUGGAUGCUCUGAGCUUGGAGGCUGAGACGAUGGCUCUUCUGA